GAUUAAUCAAACAGCAAACCCUAGUUCUCCCACUUACGCCUCGAAAUAUAAACCCUUUCGACGCGGCGGCGAAAUCCCAGUGAGCGUUCGUUGUUCUCCUCGUCCUCGUCGUUGGGGAUCUUCGUCGCCAGCGGAGCGCAGAUCACCAAGAUGAAGUUCAAUAUCGCGAAUCCAACCACUGGGUGCCAAAAGAAGCUCGAGAUCGAUGACGACCAGAAACUCCGGGCAUUUUUUGACAAGAGAAUCUCUCAGGAAGUUAGUGGAGAUGCUCUUGGUGAGGAAUUCAAGGGUUAUGUUUUCAAAAUCAUGGGUGGUUGUGAUAAACAAGGUUUCCCCAUGAAGCAGGGUGUUCUGACUCCUGGACGUGUUCGUCUUCUGCUGCACAGAGGAACACCAUGCUUCCGUGGGUAUGGCAGGCGUAAUGGUGAGCGCAGGAGGAAAUCUGUUCGUGGAUGUAUUGUCAGUCCUGACCUUUCAGUCCUGAACUUGGUUAUUGUCAAGAAGGGUGAGAAUGAUCUUCCUGGGUUGACUGACACUGAGAAGCCAAGGAUGAGAGGACCAAAGAGAGCUUCUAAAAUCAGGAAGUUAUUUAACCUCUCGAAGGAGGAUGAUGUCCGCAAGUAUGUCAACACUUACCGCCGAACCUUCACUACCAAAUCAGGCAAGAAGUGCAGCAAGGCACCUAAAAUUCAGAGGCUUGUCACUCCAUUAACUCUUCAGAGGAAGCGAGCAAGAAUUGCUGAGAAAAAGAAGAGGAUUGCCAAGGCUAAGUCAGAAGCUGCCGAAUACCAGAAGCUUCUUGCCUCCAGGCUUAAGGAGCAGCGUGAGCGCAGGAGUGAGAGCUUGGCCAAGCGGAGAUCCAAGCUUUCUGCUGCAUCUAAGCCUUCUGUCGCAACCCAGGCCUAGAUCCUCCCAAUAAUGAAAUACCUACCUUAAGCAUUUCACUACUUUUUUGUAUUGCUUAUCAUUCUAAAUUCAGUUCCAAGUAAGUAUGGACCAGGCUUGACUUGCCAUUAGUUUCUUAUGUUUUUUAAAUGUUAUGGCCUCUACUCAUCUGUUUUGUUUAAUGAUAUCAAAACUUGCGGAACAGUAGUCAUUGAAGGACGGUUCAUGUUUUUUUUUA
This is a messenger RNA of Dioscorea cayenensis subsp. rotundata (Guinea yam), 1123 nucleotides long. RefSeq names its product 40S ribosomal protein S6. NCBI's taxonomy places the organism in Eukaryota, Viridiplantae, Streptophyta, Magnoliopsida, Dioscoreales, Dioscoreaceae. Gene Ontology annotation, cellular component: ribosome. Gene Ontology annotation, molecular function: structural constituent of ribosome. Bases 151 to 906 code for a protein of 251 amino acids. The record is from RefSeq and is a predicted model, not a curated record. Gene Ontology annotation, biological process: translation. The transcript has 6 exons.